This is a messenger RNA of Trichoplusia ni (cabbage looper), 2137 nucleotides long. It is a transcript of the gene peng, whose product is annotated as protein penguin. The coding region runs from base 184 to 2121 and encodes 645 amino acids. The record is from RefSeq and is a predicted model, not a curated record. The transcript is spliced from 8 exons. Gene Ontology annotation, biological process: regulation of translation. Gene Ontology annotation, cellular component: nucleolus. NCBI's taxonomy places the organism in Eukaryota, Metazoa, Arthropoda, Insecta, Lepidoptera, Noctuidae. Gene Ontology annotation, molecular function: mRNA binding.
GUGUGCGGUGCGUUGUUGCAAUCUAAAUGAAAAAUCGUGUAAAAUAGAUAUAAUUCAAAACUAUUACUAUAUAAAACAUCAAUCUCAUGACCUGCUUCUAGACGAUUUAUAUGUAAAUGUACUUCUGGAAAAGUCUUAGAGUAAUUUCAUAACCUCGUGCAUUAUUUGUGUUAACGAUUUAAGAUGCAGAAAGUAAAAAGAAAAAGUAAUGAAAACGAUACUGGCUCGCCUAACAAGAAGAAGUUUACGCCCAACAAGAUAAAAGGCGAUAGCGACCAAGUUGAAGAUGGAAAGAAUAAUAAAUUUAAGAAGAAUUUUAAUGAUAAAAGCAAGGUCCCCAACAAGUUUGGAAAGCCAAACUUUUCGAAAGAUCAAGGCAAAGGUGGUAAAGGAAAACCUUUUUCCAAAGAUCUAAGCAAAGGUGGAAAAGGGAAGCCGUUUUUCAAAGACCAAAACAAAGGAGGUCAUGGCAAACCAAACUUUUCUAAGGAUCAAACUAAUGGUGAAAAACCCAAGUGGUCAGAAAUGAAGAAAGAAAAAAAAGAACUGAGGCUAGUGAGGCGCAAGGCAAAGGCAACUGCUGAAGUUUUUGAAGUAUCACACAAAGCCAAGAUGUUAGCUGCACAAAUACAAAGAAAAGUUGUAAAAGCAGAAUUUAGAAUGCAAUCAUGUAAGGAACUGCAUGGUGUACUGAAAGGACAUUACAAAUCAAUAGCCUUGACUCAUGAUUUGAGCAGAGUAAUUCAGGUUCUACUUAAAUAUGCGCCUGAUGACAUAAAAACUGAUGUAACAGAAGAGUUAUUAGACUUGAUGGUACAAAUGGUACAGUCAAAGUACGGCCAGCAUGCAGUAAAACGCAUAUUGAAGUAUGGUACAGAGUUUAUUCGGCAUGAGGUGUUGAAAAGGUUCUUUGGCCACAUUGUGUCACUAGCUACACAUACCAUUAGUGCUCCAGUAUUAGACUAUGCGUAUGGCGAGUUUGCUACAAAGAAAGAAAAAUGCCAUAUGCAGCAGGAGUUUUAUGGUGAUAUUUAUAAAAAUACAAAAGAUGACAAAGUUAAGACCCUGAGUGACACAUAUAAGGAGAGUCCUGAAAUGAAGACUGCUAUCUUACAAGCUUGCAAAGCCAAUAUCCAGAAGAUUUUAGAUAAAAAUUUGCAUGAUGGAGAAUUGUUCCAUUCAGUGUUAUACGACUACAUACGCGAGUGCAGUGCGGAGGAUCGCGUGGAACUGAUCUCGACGCUCAGCUCCUACAUAGUGCCGCUUAGCAACUCAUUGCCGGGUGCUAACGCCGCCUCCAUCUGCGUUUGGCAGGGAACCAACAAGGACAAAAAGACUAUACUUAAAGUAGUAAAGGAACAUGCAGUGCCUCUCAGUAAACACAAGACGGGCUACCGACUACUGGUCGCCAUAUUUGAUUCGGUCGACGACACAGUGCUCGUGAAGAAAGCAAUCGUGUCCACCUUAGCUAGCAGUUUGAAGGAUAUAGCUAAGGACCACUGGGGCAACAUGACCUUACAUUGGUUAGUAAAACCAAAGGAUUCCGGAGCUUUUCAUCCCAGUUUUAUAAAGUUCCUUGAAGAAGGCGCUAAGAGCGGUACCUCUAAGAAGGACGCGGAAAUCCGUGUGUCAGAACUGAGGGAGGCCAUCCUCCCUGCUCUCAAAAAAGAUAUGGAAUCAGAUCCUGAGUUCUGGCUUAGUAGUAAGACUAAUAUGCUGUUGACUGUUGCUGUUUUGUCUAUAGACUCCACAAAAGAAAUUCUGGAAGCAUUAGCUAAAGUGAUCUGCAAGCCUGAUUGGCUCAUCACCGUAAAUGGCAAGGAGUUACUCGCUGUGGAAGACGCCGGCAUACACAUGUGUCUCAAGAAAUUGGCAAUCCUAGACAAAGAUAAGGAUGGCAACACUUUGGGUGAAGCUAUUUCUGAACACUUAGAAGAUGAGACUAUCAAGCUGUGGCUGCCUACAAACAGAGGCUGUUUCUUCCUCCUAAAACUAAUUGAGAGUAAUAAGGACACCAUAGCAUCUGCAUUGAAAAAGAAAGUUAAGUCUCAUGUUAGUACUCUAAAAGGACAGACUUCAGAAGGAGCUAAACAUCUGUUACAGAUUGUACAGAAGAAAUAAAACUUAUUUUCAACAA